CAAGGGUGAUGAGUGCUUUUGUCCGCGCGUAUGUGCAUCAACUUGGAAGCAUAGCGCGCGCCGGGCCAUUCCAAUGCUUGCGAAGCUUAGCGCGGCCGCCUGACGUACUGCAUGCCGCCUGAUCCAUUUAGCCACUGGCACAGAUAGAGUGCAAAAGGGUUUUGAAAACUCCUAGAAGGGCAAGCCCUGAAACCCUUUUACCAGCUCUAGAAGAAACACUUCGAUCGGCACAAUGGCGCUUUGCAUGGCGUUGGUGAUGGCUUUGGCCGCCAGCCGCCGGCCUGCUGCUGUUCUGAUCUAGGGGCAGCUGCCUAUUGCACCCCCUUGCAGCUAGAGCGCUGCGAUGAACUAUUUCGUAGCGGCCUGCGCGUACAGACUAUUCUUUAAGGAUGUAAUGCUGUAGCUUUGACUGCGUAGUAAAGCUGAUUGCUUGGAAUUAAUGUGUGGUUACUGGACCUGAUCGCACCUGGUUUCUAUGUAGUCUCCUUUGGGGGCAAGCAGAGGAGCCAUGGAGGAAGUCCGACAGGACCCCUCCGCCCUCCUCUUUGCCCAAGAACAGCCGGCAUGGACGCUUUCCAAGCAAAUGCUGUCGGGAGGGGUGGCAGGAAUGCUGGCGGACGGUGUGACUUAUCCAAUGUGUACCGUCAAGUCACGGAUGCAAGUCCAGGGUGCUCAGCAGGCUGCUGGGAAGGUGGCAUAUGCAUACAAGGGGCCGCUGGACGCACUGUGGACCAUAGCCGCCAGGGAGGGCUGGCGCACACUCUUCAAGGGCUUUGGGACAGUGGCGCAAGUGGCUCCCGCACAGGCCCUGUACAUGGGGGCAUACCAGGCUUCCAAACAAUUCCUGCCAGGUAGUGAGGAGUCUCCGAUGACCCAAUUCGCCGGGGGGGUCAUCGCUACAGUGGCCCAGUCCCUAGCGAUGGUCCCCCUGGAAGUGGUCCGACAACGUCAGCAAGUGCAAACCAACACCAGCGGGGCGUAUCAGGGGUCGCUAGACGCUGCGAGGACCAUCAUUCGUUCGGAAGGGCCACUAGCUUUAUAUCGGGGCUUCGCCAUGACACAGAUGGUGUGGGGCCCCUUCAACGCCAUUUACUUGCCCAUGUGGGAGGGAACCAAAGUAUUGGCCGCCCGAUACACAGGCGUCGGAACGGUCGAUCAACUCGACGUGCAAUGGGAGCUAGCGGCCUCGUUCGGCAGCAGUGCGGUCGCAGCGGCGGUCACAAAUCCCGCGGAUGUGAUCAAGACGCGGCUGCAAGUCCAGGGUCGCAGCAACAUCGCCUCCAGCACCAACUACUCUGGCCCGAUCGACGCCGUAAAGUCCAUUCUCCGGCACGAAGGGUUGAAAGGAUUCUUCCGCGGCACCAUGUCGCGCGUUUGGUGGGUUGCGCCGAGCUCGACAAUCAUGUUCACGUCUUAUGAUCAGCUUAUGAAAGCACUAGCGUGAUGCCGCACGCUAGUGAUCGGACCGAGGGUGUCGGAAGGGACUGUAAUUUCACACUUGACCGCAGGAAAGCCAGCAAGUGUACUGCAUUGCAGUAACGCGGGUUGCAGAAGAUUUGACGCAGUUGCCUUACGCGGUUGCGCGGCUGGCUAGACAGUAGUUAGGUGUAGGAGUUGCUGCUUUGCUGCUAAGUCAAAGGGACUUCGCUUUGUUACAUAUGAUAGACUGUAGUUAUAGGGUCGCGCCCGUUUUGGCAUGCAUUAUCGAUAAUUCGAAGCACUGCAUACUAAUUAGGAGUGCAUGGCUUGCGCUUCACACUAAGUUUUCUUAGUAAGGUUUCUGAGUUCGCA
This is a messenger RNA of Klebsormidium nitens, 1791 nucleotides long. NCBI's taxonomy places the organism in Eukaryota, Viridiplantae, Streptophyta, Klebsormidiophyceae, Klebsormidiales, Klebsormidiaceae. The record is from the annotation of a GenBank genome assembly.